Messenger RNA from Corythoichthys intestinalis (scribbled pipefish), 3192 nucleotides. RefSeq names its product transforming growth factor beta receptor 2b (gene tgfbr2b). Gene Ontology annotation, cellular component: signaling receptor complex; plasma membrane. The transcript is spliced from 9 exons. Lineage: Eukaryota; Metazoa; Chordata; Actinopteri; Syngnathiformes; Syngnathidae. The coding region runs from base 317 to 1942 and encodes 541 amino acids. Gene Ontology annotation, molecular function: SMAD binding; transforming growth factor beta binding; ATP binding. The record is from RefSeq and is a predicted model, not a curated record. Gene Ontology annotation, biological process: heart development; cellular response to growth factor stimulus; transforming growth factor beta receptor signaling pathway.
UGUGUAAGCCCACAUGUUGAUGCUUCCUAAAGAAUAACAACGGAUGGUGGACUCAGCGAUGGGGGAAAUACCGUGCUAUAAAUACAUUACAAGUGCUGUGCCUGAGUCUUGGAGCGGUUGGUGGUGGCUGGCGGACCUGGAUUUGAGAUGCCCUAAAACUGGUGUCAACAGUAAGCAAAGGAAAUAAAUGAUCUGCGGCUGCAGCUGAGGGGAGCAACAAGCGGACCGAAGAAAGUUCGCUCGAGUCUGGAUUUAACUCCCGGUCAAGGCUUCGGCUAAUUAAUGAAAAAGAGAGGGGGGCAUUGUCCGUUUCUUGAUGGAGCUACUUCGCUUUUCCGCUUUCUGGUGUGGAGCAAUACUCUGUGGUAGUAUUGUGCUCGAGCAGGCGGAUGCCUAUAUUUUAAAAAUAAGGCGGCUGUGCAAGUUCUGCGAUGUACAAGCAACCAGCUGCGCCGGUCGAGGAAGCUGCAAGGUGGAGUGUGACAUUACUUCCAUUUGCACCAGUGACGACGACGUGUGUGUUGCCAUUUGGAGGAAGAAAGAUGACAAUGUCACGUUCGACACUGUCUGCCACAACCCAGCUCACAAGCUGUACGGCCUGGUCCUGGAGGACUACAACAACAGCAAGUGUGAAAUGAAAGAAAGAAAAGGCAUGGGCUCGUCAUUCUUCAUGUGCUCCUGCUCAGAGGAUGAGUGCAACGAGAAUAUCAUCUUUAACACCUACAUGGAUUCACAGGUCGCUGUCAUCUUAGUGAGCCUGGUUCCUCUUCUGGUCAUGGCCAUUGUGGUGAUUACCUCUUUCUACUGUUACCGGGUUUACCGCCAGCGCAGAGCUAAUGCGAAACGCAAGAAAGGUACUCCACUGGAUUUCAGUGACGCUCAUGCCAUCAUGGGGGACGAAGAAGGUUCCGACAGCAGCUCGACGCACGCCAACAACCUCAACCACAAUACCGAGUUGUUGCCCAUCGAACUGGACGUCCAGGUGGGGAAAGGUCGUUUCGCUGAAGUUUACAAAGCCAAACUUAAGCAGGGAUCCUCGGUCAGCGACGAGCAGGGUUUCGAGACGGUGGCGGUCAAGAUUUUCUCUUACGAGGAGUACGCCUCCUGGAAAAAUGAGAAGGACAUAUUCUCGGACGCUGACCUGAGGCACGAAAACGUGCUCCACUUCCUGACGGCGGAGGAAAGGAAGAUACAGAGACAGUACUGGCUGAUCACGGCGUACCAGCCAAAAGGCAACCUCCAAGAGUACUUGAGCCACAAUAUUAUUAGCUGGCAUGACUUGUGGGUACUUGGGGGAUCGCUGGCUAGGGGACUAGCUCAUCUUCACAGCGACCACUCACCUUGCGGCCGCUACAAGGUGCCGAUUGCACACAGGGAUAUUAAGAGCUCGAACAUCUUGGUGAAGAGUGACUUGAACUGCUGCCUGUGCGACUUUGGCCUCGCGCUCCGUUUGGAUAAUUCACUGUCUGUGGAUGAGUUGGCCAACAGUGGACAGGUGGGAACAGCCAGAUACAUGGCUCCAGAGGUCUUGGAGUCCAGAAUCAACCUAGAAAAUAUCGAGUCCUUCAAACAGGCUGACGUGUACUCUAUGGCGCUUGUACUGUGGGAGAUGAUCUCCAGGUGCAGCGCUAUUGGAGAGGUUAAAGAGUAUGAGCCACCUUUUGGAAACCUAAGAGAGCACCCAUGUGUAGAAAGCAUGAAGGACAGCGUGCUCCGGGACAGAGGAAGACCUGAAAUUCCUAACAGUUGGAUCAACCACACAGGCAUCCAGCUGGUUUGUUCCUCCAUAGACGACUGCUGGGACCACGACCCAGAAGCCCGUCUGACAGCCCAAUGUGUCGCCGAGCGCUUCGAAGACCUGGAGUACCUGGACAAGCUGUCCGACUGCUCUGACUCGGAGGAGAAAAUCCCGGAAGAAAUCAUCGUGGUGGAUGAAAAAUAGCGCCGGAUCCGAAAUACAGUGACACCAAAGCAAACUGGAAGAAUCAGAGGUUAACCCCAAAGGCAGGUGGAUUUGUUUCAUCUCAUAGACAGGCUUCACAAACAGGGAUAUGACAAUUUCAAGCUUUUAACCAAAUACUUUUGCACUUUAUUGUUCUCUAUGCACACCAAGUGCCUCCGAGUACAUUUCAGGCAGACAAAGGAACGUGCGUUCAAAACAAGAGCCUGAGACGACGCCCGCUCAUGACACUAACGUCCCAUGUAUUUUUCAUGGCGCGAUUUUAAGUUAUUGUGACAUAGCAGUGACGCACGUGAAAAGAAUUCCACGAGUUGUGUUAAAAGCCACUUUGAAACAAAAAAGUCAAUCAGCCUUAAAGGAAAACGUAGUGUGUGUGCGUGUGUGUGUUUCUCCAGUAAAUGAGGAAGUCUGCUUCGUAUUUGUCAGACAUUAAAUAAAAAUAAGGUAUGUACAUUAUGUAAAAAGAAUCAAAUCAAACCUUAAAAGUUUCAGCCUGCUGCCUUUACAGCUGAACUAUUAUUUCUAUGACAGAAUGCUUAGGGGAAAAAAAAUCAUGCUUUUGCCUUAAUGUAAAAUAUAAUUUUGUUUGACUAUAUAUGAAAUAUUAAGCGGUGUUAUUCAGGUUUUCAUGGGUUUGUCAGCUGGUUUGAGCAAGCCAGUGAAAGAUGGACUGUAUUCUAGAAAUAUUAUAAAAGCUUUGACCAAAGUAUGUUACUUCUAAUUUUCUCUCAGUACAGACACUAUAUGGAGAUAGAAUAGUGCCAAAAGAAGUGAGGUUGUAAAAUGAAAAUGAUCCCUGUAAAAUGACCAAUUUUAACUAAAAAAAAAAAAAACACUUGUAUUUCCAAAUUUUGCGUUGUAAAAUAAACAUGAAAAAAACUUGAAGGAAUAAAUUGUUCUCCAAGUUUUUCUGUUUGCAAGUAUUUUUUUUGUUCUACAAGUGUUUUUUUCUUCACUCGGGGUUAAAAAUGACCAAUUACAAGUGCACAAGUUUUGUCACAUUCUUGUCGAGUUUUAUGAGCCGAAAAAGAUACUCGUAACCUAGUUUUAAAAUUUUUAAAAAUACCUGUAAAAUGACUCAUUUUAACUUGUAAACAAAAAAAACUUGUAUUUCCAAAUUUUGUGUUGUGAAAUAAACAUGAAAUAAACACAAUGUAAAAAAAAAAUUCUACAAGUGUUUUUUUUUUUCCAUUUACAAGUGAUUUUUUUUUUUUUUUUUGUUCUACCGGUGG